This is a messenger RNA of Alternaria alternata, 1392 nucleotides long. RefSeq lists its product as hypothetical. The transcript has a single exon. The coding region runs from base 446 to 1264 and encodes 272 amino acids. Gene Ontology annotation, biological process: peptidyl-glutamate ADP-deribosylation. NCBI's taxonomy places the organism in Eukaryota, Fungi, Ascomycota, Dothideomycetes, Pleosporales, Pleosporaceae. The record is from RefSeq and is a predicted model, not a curated record.
GCGUCAUCGGCCAACAUCACUACGAGCCUCACACAUUGUCUGAUAUCCAUGUCGCAUUCAAUCCCUUCAUCAGAACGGCCAUGGGAUUCUAGUAAGUCGUGUUUGUGGUUCCUUGCAAGAGUGAGCAACGGCGUGUCCCCAGUAUCACCCAUAGAAUCCUGGCUCGAAGCCAGCAUCAACGCUUCAAGAUUGUCAAAUCAUACCAAGUCUAUUCCCAUCCCUCUCUCUUGAGCACACCAUCGCAGGUGAAACAGUUUGUGGUUUGGGCAAGCAUUCCGACUUGAUUGUCUUGGCGACUGCCUGGAUGCUACCUAUCUAGGUAGGUACAACCGUCUUUGAAUCUAUGCAAUAGUCUUCCAAAUUCAAUUCUCCCCGCUUCAAGUACCCUCGCUUUUCACUUUGAGAACUCUGCUACAACAAAGCUUUCUGUUUGAAAUACCACAUCAUGUCUCCCAACGACUCUAACAUUAGAUCUUACUUUGUGUCCAAGGAAGGAAUCAAACCUAGGACAAAAGCCAGAGAAAUCGACGAAGGAUCAAUUGAUCGACCGCCAAUGUCGACUGCUACAAAGCCACAAGACAAAGGCAAACGCAAGAGGAAACUAUCAGGAUCCUCAUCCCCAGUACUCGAGAAGCGACGAGAUACGGGGCUCUCAGAGGACGAUACACCACCGCGCCACUUCUCGCACAAAGACUGCUCUUCAUACCAGUUGCCCCCAUCAUCACUCUUGUCUGAGAUGCCCAAUACCACUCUCAUCCUCACCCAUCACACCGGAAACAUCUUCGCCGCUCCCCCACAUACUUUGCUAAUACACGCUUGCAAUACCCAAGGCGCCUGGGGCAGUGGGAUAGCCAAAGCCUUUAAAGUCGAGUAUCCAAAAGCCUACGCAAUAUAUCAUGCCUUCUGCACGAAAGAGCACCUUUUGAAGUCUCGACCUGUUCCCACUGGCACCGCCCUUUUAAUUCCGCCUGUUGAUGCUGGACACCAGCACUGGAUCGGUUGCCUGUUCACAAGCGCAAAGUACGGAAAGGGCAAGGACAAGCCAGAUGUUAUUGUUGGGAAUACCAAGCCAGCUAUGGAAAUGUUGCUGGAGCUGGCGAAGAUGGCGGGUGAGAUCGAAAGUGUCAGGAUGUGCAAAAUCAAUAGCGGGAAAUUCGGAGUCGAGUGGGAGCGGACGGUGGGAGUACUGGAGAGAAUUGUAGUGAGGGACGACUGGAAGGCUACUGUGGAGGUUUGGGACCCGGACACGGAAUUGAAGGAGUAGAAGGCUGACGAGGGAGUUGAAGAAAGUAUGAGACACAUGCGAGCAGAAGCAGAGGGACAAUCUAAUCUGGGGUGUAGCAGAAUUGGAACAUCCCGCUUUGCUCAGAAGUAAUGUAUACAACUUCACAU